UAGCAAAUACUUUUUAAACUGGAGUCCAUGUUUUUAAUUGUGCUCCAAGUUACCAGGCCCUGCUUCCUCCUCCUUCAGGAUUACAGGCAUUAAAUUCUUAGCACAAGUCCUUGAAAUUUCUUCCUCGCUUCAGUUUUUUCCUAUAUAAAGAUGAACGAGGAGCCAAUAAUUUAUGUGACACUAAACCAGGACUCUUGGCAGAAGCACACAUACAAGAAUAACACUGAAUAUAAAUUUAGUCCAAAUGAAUUGUCAUUAACUAAGAAGGAGCUGAAACACCAUAAACCUUGUAAAGAGCAGCACAAAAACUCAACUGAAGAUGUCAGUGGCAAAGAUUUCUCACCUCUUCCAUGGAGGCUCAUGUCUGUGGUGCUUGGGGUCACAUGCUUUUUCCUGAUGGCUAUCGCCAUUGCAGUGGCUGCUUUCACAGGAAACUCAUCUUCUAAAGAAACUUAUGUCACAACCCAGCAAAAAGGACCUCGUUGUCAUUCUUGCCCAAAGAACUGGGUUUGGUUCAGAUGCAGUUGUUACUACUUCUCCAAAGAACAGUUAACUUGGAGAGAGAGUCAACAGGCCUGCUUGUCUAAGAAUGCCAGUCUCCUGAAGAUAAAUAAGGAGGAGGUGCAUUUCUUCUCUUUAAAAUCUUUCUUUUGGAUUGGAAUCUACCAUAAUGGAAUUGAUAAGCAAUGGCUAUGGGAAAAUGAUUCAACUAUGUCCUCUGAUAUCUUUUCUCUUCCUAGAUAUCAAAGGCAACAAAUCUGUUUAUCUUACAAAUCAAGAGAAGUCUAUGUAGAUGAAAGCUGUGAAAAUAAACAGACCUAUAUCUGUAAGAAACCCCUUUUUUACUUUACGAAAUCACAGGAGAGAUGAGUCACUCUUCUCUCAUGCUAUACCUUGACACACUGCCAACCGUCUUUUUUCUUGUUCUAUGGAAAAAGCAUGUAAAUUUACA
Molecule: messenger RNA, 952 nt
Organism: Choloepus didactylus (southern two-toed sloth)
Lineage: Eukaryota; Metazoa; Chordata; Mammalia; Pilosa; Megalonychidae
Product: killer cell lectin-like receptor subfamily E member 1
Exons: 7
Coding region: 151-870 (239 amino acids)
Biological process (GO): positive regulation of natural killer cell mediated cytotoxicity; stimulatory C-type lectin receptor signaling pathway
Source: RefSeq, a predicted model, not a curated record